GACGCACGUACAGCGGAAGCCCGGGGGACGCCGGACAGAGACGACCGGCACCCGAGCAGACAAACGAAUAUAUUUCUACUCCUGAACGACGCGAUCACGCAGCACUUGAUGCAGCGUGAGUAUGGUCGGCUGUGCGGGGUGCGCGAUUUGCGCCGCGCGUCGUGGGCGCGGCGGCACGACCAGCUCUUCAUCUUCAGUGGGCACACGCGCACCGUCGCGACCAAGGCGAACAAGCCUGUGUGGGCACGCUCCGUCUCGUGGCGCGGUCACGGCCCCAGCGUCAGCGCCCCUGCGUUGCCCAUCUCGCCCAACUCAACACGCUCCCCACCGGGAAUAUUGAGCCUGGGCUCCGGCUCGGGCUUGGAGCGCAACUCCAAGUCGCCCUCGACGGUGACGGCGGACACCUUCCCGCGCCUGGAGUCGUACGGCUGCCUGCGCAGUGCACCCGAUGCCGUGAGACCACAGUCUGUGGAGGCCGAUGCCGCGCAUCUUGUCAGACGAGUCUACGUGAACAUUGAACUCAUCUCCAAAGCAAAUACACAAGAUGCAUUGCGUGAGUUGAAUUGCAAAGUCACUGGGGAUCCGAAUGCGCGGAUGCGCUGGACCCCGCAAUCGUAUAUCAAUCACAUGUGGAACAAGUAUUGGGUUGCCUUACAGGGAUGGAGUCCACAUGUCCCGUUCAAGAAUCCCAGCAAUCUUCCUGGUGGCACCCGAGUCUUCGACAACUUGAUCUUCCGGUGCGAGCGUGGGAUCAUACGAUUUGUCAAGAUACCCGAGCACGAGCGCUGCAACAUCGACAUGACAAAGGUUGUGCCUGGCGGAAUUGUUGCCUGCAAACCAUGGCCUGGUCGCCCGGAUAUCAAGCGUGCCCGGCAUCGUCCGGUAUCAAAUCCGCACAAUCUUCCCUUACGCAGACAGCGACCAGGCCCGAUCACACCGGAGUAUGUGUGGGAAAAUACUGAUGCCGAGAUAAGAGAUGAUGGCACACUCGAGGACGACGAGAUAGUAGAGACAUGGGACGAAGAAUGUGCACAGACCAAAAUAGCAUUCACCAUGGCUACCACACCUCAAUGGGUGCAACAGCAGUGCGAGCAGAUGUCAACCAAUGGGUAUUUCUGGCAGAAUGAGGGACCCUCACGCACCGCUAUGGCCUUUGCACCCCCCCGGUGGACGUCCCGCCGGACAACGAGCAGCGACCACAUCAUGGCCCUGCCACUGCUGCAUGAGCUCACGCGGCCCAUCACCCUGUGCUUGCCCAGCCCCAGGACCGCGUUGCAUGCGCACGACGAUCCUGGGGUCUGCACGCGCGACUAUGCAUACGUGCACGAUGCGGUGCCCGCUCAGGCCCCGACGCACCGCGCGUUUUCCAACCCUGGCGCCCCGUUCUCCCUGCAGUCCAGGACAUCGACCAACAUCUUGCAGUACAACCUUGUCAGCGCGCGCAACGGCAAUGGCAACGGCAACGGCAGAUCGAGCAGCGGCAGCAGCGGCAGUGGCAUGGAUGCGCUCCCGGGCCUGUGGCAGAUGAUUGGCACGUUGCGGCCGCAGUCGAGGAGGGAGAGGUCACGCGUGCGCGAGAAAGAGCGAGAGCGGACUGCGCGGGAGCAGGACAAGCGCUUCCGGACCCGCCAGUCGGGGAGCAGCGGCGGCAUCCCCGACAUCAUGGUGGAGUCGCCAACCACCGCCACGGUUUCCCGGGCCUCGACGAUCGCUGUGGCCAACCAGCCGCAUCUAUUGAGCCCAAAGAUGCAUCAGCCGUCCCUGCCGCUGCCCGCUGACGCCGCAAAUUGCGCUGUCUCCGACUCUGAUCAGCGGCCGCUACUCCCGCUGCCAGAGUUCUACCUGACCACGCCCAGCGCCGUCGGCAUUGCCAACGAGGUUGAGCAGCAGCUCCCCGCCGGGUUCGUGCCCAUGAGCGCCGCCGACCCCCCACACGACUUCGGUGCGACGAAAGCGAAGGGGCCCAGAUACAGCUACGAGGUCGCGCCAAUACCCCCUGGCGUGGUCUAUCCCGAUCUGCCUGGCAGGAGAAGCGCCACG
Postia placenta MAD-698-R-SB12 is the source of this 2040-nucleotide messenger RNA. RefSeq lists its product as hypothetical. The record is from RefSeq and is a predicted model, not a curated record. The annotation marks the transcript as partial. The transcript has 9 exons. Lineage: Eukaryota; Fungi; Basidiomycota; Agaricomycetes; Polyporales; Adustoporiaceae.